Messenger RNA from Solenopsis invicta (red fire ant), 1419 nucleotides. RefSeq names its product MAD2L1-binding protein. The transcript is spliced from 2 exons. Gene Ontology annotation, cellular component: nucleus. Lineage: Eukaryota; Metazoa; Arthropoda; Insecta; Hymenoptera; Formicidae. The coding region runs from base 148 to 927 and encodes 259 amino acids. Gene Ontology annotation, biological process: regulation of exit from mitosis. The record is from RefSeq and is a predicted model, not a curated record.
GUCUAACCUAUCUUAACCUAAGACGCGCGAAAGCGUCGCGUAUACGGGUUGUAGACAUCCAUUUUUUCUCUUUAUUUUUUUUUGACGGACGGAUAUUUCAAAAUAAAUCUACAUAGAUUUUGCUGAACAAGUUUAUUCCUUUUCAAGAUGUUCUCCAGAGACAGAAAGGGCGAGAUGGAGAUCAAUGUGAUGCUGGACGAACCGCUGACCAGCGAUUCGUGUACGAAAGUUGUGAUGGAGCUCAUAAAAUACAUUCUGUAUCAAAAGCAGCAAAUACCAUUUACGUACGAGGCAUUAGCUCAAUUUCAGACAAGCGUGAAGGUGACGGACAGAAACGCGGUUUCGUUUAAAGCCCUGUCGAGUACGCUGAAAAACGUCUCGGAUCAUCUGUCCUCACAGUUUUUCCUCAAGGGUUGCGAUAUAAAGGAAGUUGCCAUAAUACUCGGUGCUACGAUACUAUCGCCGAAGCUCUAUAUCAGGAUAGAACUCCCUCCAUACGUUCUGAACAGUAAACAGCACAAAGAAUAUCAACAUUCUUCCAGAAAACCACUUUUGAAGCUUAUGAGGUCUAUGUUGGAAUGCAAUGAGUUUCAGGAGGCCAUGAAUAUUCCUUUAAACAUGACAAACAUGUUUGUCAUGCUAAGGAAGAGUGACAGUAAUUCUGUGUCUGAUUUCUUCCUGCUUAAACCGCAAUAUGUGCCCCCCAUGCAAAUGGCAAGUUGCUUCAGGUUUAAACUAUGCCAGAGUGACCAAGUGGAUGUGCAAUGCAACUGCAGGACACUCGUAAAAGUGUAUCACGAUUCGUGUGAGACUAAUUUGGAGAAUGAGGAUGAUGUGCAAUAUACUCAGUACAGCAGUUCCACUCAGUCUUCUUAUCGAUGGUAUCAGUCAAAGCAGAUUAUAAAGGGAUUUAAAUUUUAUUCGUGACCCUAAUUUUGUGAUGUGACAGUUAUAGGAGAAUUCAAAAUUUUCAUAAAGUUAGAUAAACAAUUUUUUCCUAGAAUGUUAGGUGGAUUAAUGCCACACAAUUAUAUUAUAAUGUUAAGAUUAAAGGGAUAAUAUUAAGCAUUAAUGUGUUUAAUAGCCUUAGUAUGUUUUUAAUGCUGAUAUUGCAUUGAUGUCAAUAUGACUCGACAAAUGUCCCUCGAGGUCAGAUGAUAGAAAUUUCCAUUCACUAUCAGAGCAAAGAAGUAUUUUUAUUUGUAUCAACAAACGUGAUAAGUCUUGUUAGCCAGUCGCCAAAAUUAUGUAAUCGAGAUUACAAUGCAAAAAUGAUGUAAUAAUAAAUUUCAUUAAUAGAUCUUUACAGUAAAAUAUACAAGAUAAGAAUGUUAUUGCUGAUUUAUUGUAAGAACUUUAUAAUUUCUAUGGAUAUUUUAUAUUGUAAUUCGUAAUUAUGACGUUAAAUAUUUUUAUCUU